Molecule: messenger RNA, 408 nt
Organism: Funneliformis geosporum
Lineage: Eukaryota; Fungi; Glomeromycota; Glomeromycetes; Glomerales; Glomeraceae
Source: the annotation of a GenBank genome assembly
AUGUCACGCGCUCGUAACAACUCUGAAAACAAGGAAACUUCUUUUCCUUACAAAAGUAUUCCUAAUCGAGGGGGUAAAAAUAAUUCGCGAAGUGGCAAAGAUUUAUUACAAGCACCAUCUUUUAUAACUUUUGCCAAAGGUACACCUCCAGGUGUAUUAUUUGAUGGUGUUGACGAACCAGGUCCUGAAAUUGCUGAACGAUUGACUAAGCUACCUUAUGAAAAAUUCAGGUUUCUUGGCAAAAAAGCCAAAUUUAUGGCACAGAUCAAUUAUAUCAUGUGGGCCACUGGAAUUGAUGAUGGAGGUUACGAGAAGAAAGUGGGUAAUGGAAAUAAUCAACGACAGAAAGAGUCUUCUCGGUAUAGUAAUUUAUAUAAUGAUGGAAGUCCUUCAUCGAAAUCAAAAUGA